AUGAACUGUACGACGCCGUGGACCCACCGACACGUAUGCGAAGGCCUUUGCCCACGCUCUGUCACGGAGCGCGGCGUCGAUGCAGCGGCUGCCGAGGCACCUGCCGCGAUGAUCAGAACACCACAUCGGUUGAAAGAGCAGCAAGAUUUGUCCCGCUCGGAUGACCUCGAGCUUCGGAACGAACUUUGCCAGGACGUGAAGGUCCUGCCCAUUUGCCUUAGUGAGAUCGUCCCCCGUCUUGACAAUAUCAUGCGAUGUUUUUCCAGAAGGACACCUACAGCUCUGUCGGCCGGCACAACUCCAGGCGACAGCGUGGGCACGCAUUGGCACCCUAUGAGCCUGUGA
Molecule: messenger RNA, 345 nt
Organism: Symbiodinium natans
Lineage: Eukaryota; Dinophyceae; Suessiales; Symbiodiniaceae
Source: the annotation of a GenBank genome assembly